AUGGCCACAACUACCGCGCGACCCGUCACCCUCCUCUCGACUGUUCUCCUCAUAUACCCUGCAACAUUAUUACUCGGGUCUUUGUACUCAACCAUAUCCCCAACAGCGCGCCAUUCCAGAGAUUUGUCCGGCUCUUCCCCACAUCCUGCAAGCCCUAUGGCCCCAUCCCUGGCUGCAGACCUGCACCUAUCCGAAAGCCCUGUCAACUACUUCGCUCGAAAGAAUAAUAUCUUCAAUAUCUACUUCGUAAAAGUCGGAUGGCUAUGGACCACAGCUGCCUUUGUUUCGCUCCUCAUAUUCCAACCCCUCUACUCUUCAUCUCGCCGGGAAUCCUCCUCACAGCAAGAAGCACGUUUCCGACGCACCCUCCAAGCCAUUCUACGCUACGCACUCGCGACAACAAUAUGGUACCUUGCAACACAAUGGUUCUUCGGGCCGGCAAUCAUUGAUCGCGGUUUCGUGGCCACAGGCGGCAAAUGUGAACAGGCUCUCGAGGAAGUCGGGAAGAUGGCCGCUGGGCAGAGUAGCCCAACCGACCUGGAAACAUUAUUCACAGCAGCCACGUGCAAAACCGCUGGUGGUGCAUGGAGAGGUGGACAUGAUAUCAGUGGACAUGUGCUGAUGCUGGUUCUGGCCACAGGGCUCCUCGCAUUUGAGGCGGUCGGGGCUAGCGCACGCGCACCCGCAUGUUUGUCACGUUCUGGUCCCGCUGGGGACGCGGGACGUGAGCGCAAGGCCAGUGAUGCUGAUAGUACUCCGGUGGUCGAUUCAACCGAGACUGGCGGGUUCGCGAGAACGUGGUCACUCCGUCUUGUUUGGGGUGUUGUUGGCCUGGACUGGUGGAUGCUCUUCAUGACCGCGAUCUGGUUUCACACUUGGUUAGAAAAGUGGUCUGGUCUGUUCAUUGCUUUGAGUGCUGUGUAUGCCAUCUAUAUUCUUCCGAGACGGAUAGCACCAUUGAGAGACGUGGUUGGACUUCCGGGAGUAUAG
This is a messenger RNA of Penicillium expansum, 990 nucleotides long. RefSeq names its product putative inositol phospholipid biosynthesis protein Scs3. The coding region runs from base 1 to 990 and encodes 329 amino acids. Lineage: Eukaryota; Fungi; Ascomycota; Eurotiomycetes; Eurotiales; Aspergillaceae. Gene Ontology annotation, cellular component: endoplasmic reticulum membrane. The record is from RefSeq and is a predicted model, not a curated record. The transcript has 2 exons. Gene Ontology annotation, biological process: lipid droplet organization; phospholipid biosynthetic process; lipid storage.